This is a messenger RNA of Medioppia subpectinata, 624 nucleotides long. NCBI's taxonomy places the organism in Eukaryota, Metazoa, Arthropoda, Arachnida, Sarcoptiformes, Oppiidae. The record is from the annotation of a GenBank genome assembly.
AUGCAAAGGGGUUUGCAUUGGAGUGAACCGCGUCUGGAGAGCGAGGGAUGGCUUUCAAAGCUUUUGAUGGUGAGGAAGAUUGAUCCGGGAAGAGAGUCACACUCACGGCUACUGUCGGACACUGAGAUUGUCUAUGAAAUGCAAAAUCUCUUAAGGACACAUGACGUGAAACCCAAGAGUAGUGAACUUUAUUUAAACAAUUACGAGAAGUGGACCAAUGAAUUGCAGUCCAAGAACUCGAACGCAGAACUGGUCGGCAGUUGGAAAGUAGAGAUCGGAGAUCAGGACCAACACAUCCACGUUUGGCGCUAUAAGGGAUGGCGUUUGGCCUCAGAAGUGGGCAAUUUUGUGCGCAAAGACUCGGGCCUUCUGGCGCUCAACAAAGAGAUUGUACCGCAUCUGCGAAGUCGUGACAAUCAAUUUAUGUUAUCGUUCAGCUUCUGGGGUCACCCGACGCCUCAGACCAACGAUAGUAUGUAUGAAAUGAGAUCUUAUGUUCUGAAGCCGGGAACAAUGAUAGAGUGGGGCAACAACUGGGCGCGAGGGGUCACUUACCGUAAGGACGACGCUGUGGCCGGUUUUUUCUCACAAAUCGGACAGUUAUAUGUCGUUCACCACAUUUGG